AUGAUUUUGAAUUCGGCAUGUUGGGGAUCUACAUUCAUUGGAACAAAGUCCGGAAUCGAUGCUUUGAAAGCUGCUGAUGUUCGCAACCCAGGUGCAGUCUUUGGCUUCUUGCGAUUUGCCUUGGCAGCAUUUCCAUUGCUACCAUGGUUGGGCCGCUCCAGCUCCCUGGAAAGUGCAGCCAUGAGUUUUCUGGUGGGACUCAUUUGGGGUACUUCCUAUGCGUGUACCUUUGUAUCUUACACUCUUGGGACAACUGGAGCAAAAGCCGCUUUCAUCACAUCACUUCAGUCUGUGGUGGUGGCUGCAUGUACCUCCAUAGUGGCCGGGCGGCUACAACUUGGCACUAUCUUCUCAGCACUCCUGGCCGUUCUUGGAGUGGCCUUCAUUGAGUUGAACGGCGCACUAGACCCGACCAUGGGAGAUGCUGUUUGCAUGGUUGCGCCCAUCGGCGUAGGCAUCGGUUGGUAUGUGUUGGACAAGAACAUGAAGAAAUACCCCAACGACUUCAUUCCAUCAGUGGUGAUCCAAUUUGCAGUGUUCACCUUAAUUUUUGCACUUUGGCUCCUCAAGGAUUAUGAUCAUUAUGAUCAAGAUCAAGGAUAUCAAGGGCAAGAAAUCGGAUCGAGCAACUUGGGAUCCUUGGGAUCCUUGGGAUCUUUGGGAAUUCAUUGGUUUCGGCAGCUCCAGCAACUGCCGGAGCUCCUACGGACGCCGAAUCUCCUGUGUCCCUUGCUUUUCGCAUCGAUCUUCGGAAACCUACUCACCAUGUUGGCCGCCAACGUGGCCUGUCGACAUCUCCCAGUUUCAGAUGUCUCGCUGAUUGUCACGACAGAGCCUUUGUUCGCGGCAGUGGCAGCCGUGUGCUGUAUUGGUGAGACUUUUUCGCUUGGCGACUGUGUCGGUGGCCUUUUCAUCAUGGCUGCACUACUUUGCAAUGAGUUGUGGGGAGAGACAAAUGAUGACACGAAUGAAGCGAAACCGAUGACGGCAAUGAAGAGCGAUUUGAGCGCCGCGGAAGAGCGAGGAAGGAAAGUUUUGUCUCACGAGGUCGACGAACUUUUAGCAAAACAUAGGCUUGAACUCUUCCGAUGUUUGGAACUAGAGGGCCUCAUCCACGCGGUCAGCGUCGAACAGAUGCCAGCAGAUCUGCAGAGCAGCGCUGCGAUCAGCAGUUGCAGACCUCAAGUGGCUUUGCGCUUGCUCAAUGACUUGGCUGUCAGGAAGCUGCAACCAAAGCUGGUCACAACGCAACUGUGA
Messenger RNA from Cladocopium goreaui, 1257 nucleotides. The record is from the annotation of a GenBank genome assembly. NCBI's taxonomy places the organism in Eukaryota, Dinophyceae, Suessiales, Symbiodiniaceae.